GUGUUUUGGGGGCUCAGAGGGGGGCACCCACUGCCCCCUGCCCCAGCUCCUCCCUGCGACUCCGUCCCAGCUGCUGGGCAGUCCCAAGGGCAGGGAGAAAAAGCCUCCCAGCUCUUCCCAGCUGGCCACACUGGUUCCAAAGCCAGCGUACUGGUUUGUAGGGCCGCUGCGCCCUGGGGGACCAUGGGGACAGCCCCAGAUGAACGCAGAGCUUCAGGAGCCCCGCGGGGCUCUGCCCAAGGACCAGGCAGGAUCCGACCCCGCAGGCUGCGUGCAGGGGGGGGGCGGGAGGGCCAGAGGAGGGGCCCUGCUCUCCUGCUCUCCUCCUCCGGCACCGAGGAGCGCGGAGGGAGCAGCUGGGGCUGUCCCCUCCUGCCGCCGCACAGCGCUCCCCGGCUCCAUCCUCUCCCCCUGCGCAGCCGCUCCGCUGGCCGGGCAUCCUCCCGCUGGCUCCUGCGGCGCGGAUGAGGACGGGGAGAGGGAGCUGAGGGGCCCCCCCGGCACAACAGGCAGCGGCAGAGCCCCCCCUCCAACGGGGAGCAGCCCCUUCCCCUGGCCACCAUGGUGGUUUUCAUGGGCAGGAACCUCUCCUCGCUUCUGGCGUUCUUCAAGAAGGGCUCUGCCAAGGCUGAGAACGACAAGCGGCUGAGCGUGCAGUACAAGCCGGGCGAGGAAUGCCCCGACAACGUCUUCUUCCCCAGCACGCGGCCCCCGCACCUGGAGGAGCUGCACAACCAGGCCCGCGAGGGGCUCAAGUCCCUGCAGCACCAAGAGAAGCAGAAGCAGACCAAAAGUGCCUGGGACCACGGGGACACCAACAGCCUCCAGUCCUGCGCGUCCUCGGAGGAUGACAGCGUGUCCUUCCGCAGCCGGGCGGCUUCCUGCCUCACCGACAGCACCUCCGAGGACGCCCUCUCCAUCCGCUCCGAGAUGAUCCAGCGGAAAGGUUCCACCUUCCGUCCGCACGACUCCUUCGCCAAAUCUUCGGAGAGGGCUGGCAGGAAGAGGAAGGAGAGGAGGACAACGGUGCUGGGCAUCCCCCAGCAUGUCCAGAAGGAGCUGGGUCUCAGGAACAGCCGGGAGGCCAAGGGACACGCUGCCAACGGGCGCGGGGGCAGCCAGGCACCGCAGCCCUUGCUGAACGGCGGGCAGGUCUCCGGCGAUGCCAUCCGCAUCCCCACCAUUGACGGGAACCUGCCACCACUGGACGUCCCCGGCGGUGCCCGCGUCCGCCUGGGAGCCUUGGAGGAGGCGGACAAAGCCCUGCAGAAGCACAUCGACCGCGUUUACUACGACGACACGUUGCUGGGGAGGAAGACGGCGGCCAAGCUGUCACCCAUGGCGAGGCCGAAGUCACUGGCGGUGCCGGGCAUGACCACCAGCGCCAGCCCCCAGGAGCUGCUGAGCCCCGUCAUGUCCAUCUCGCCCCAGGGCACCUACAUGUCCAAGAUCAUCCCCAACGCCAUCCUGCCGCCCAUGGUGGACGUGGUGGCCCUGACGCGCAGCAGCGUGCGGACGCUGAGCCGCUGCAGCCUGGUGUCAUCCAGCCCAGCCUCGGUGCGCUCCCUCACCCGCUUCUCGGAGCACAGCGCCCGCAGCCGCGAGCCCUCCUCCUCCAGCGACAACUGGAGCCACUCGCAGUCCACCGAGACCAUCGUCUCCAACAGCUCCACCAUCUCCUCGCAGGGCGGCUCCGACCGCCGCCAGGCCGAGGCGGGGCCGCGCAGCGAGGUGGACGCAGCGGGACGCUCCGACACCGAUCAGGUCAGCGUCUACAGCUCCGCCAGCUUCGCCAGCACCUGCUCCAAGCCCGCCGUGGCCCCUGCGCACACAGCGCACGGGCUGCUGGCCGUGGGGCCCCGCAGCGUGAGCGGCAGCAGUGGCCGGGCGUCCCCCGCCUUCAGCACGAGCAGCCAGGCAGAGGGCUCAGACACGGGCAGCCUGGCAAGCGAGCGCUCCUCGGCACGCAGCGUCUCCCUCAGGAAGAUGAAGAAGCCCCCGGCGCCCCCUCGCAGGACCUAUUCUCUGCACCAGAAGGUGGAAGAGGGGGAACCCAAGGUGCUGGGGCUGCCCCCUAAGCCUGACCGGCGGCCCCAGCGGGAGAGCGGCGUGCCCUGGUCGCCCCGCUCCGAGCCCUUCAGCCCGACGGUGGAGGACGAGGUUUUCUCCCCGUCAUCGCUGAGCGAGACCAGCAGCGUCCGCUCUGAGAGCCUGGCUGGCACCAGCUCCCCCGAGGCUUCGCGGGGCAGCCCCGGGCCGGGUGACCGUGGCGUGACGGUGGUGCUGAGAGAACCCACGGCUCAGCCCAAGUGGAGCUGCCUGGACGGCUCCGACCUGACCAUGUCCCCCUCCAGCGGCUACUCCAGCCAGAGCGGGACCCCCACGCUGCCCACCAAGGGGCUGAGCCCCCCGGCUGCGUCCCCGGGCAGGGUCCAGCCCCAGAAGCCGGACCGGGUGUGCUCCUUGCAGUCCCCGGCGCUGUCUGUCUCGUCCUCCCUCACCUCCAUCUCUUCCUCGGCCUCGGACCCGGCUCCCUCGGAGACGCCGAACUGCGCGCAGAGCCGCUCGGACAGGUUUGUCAUCCCGCCGCACCCCAAGGUGCCCGCUCCUUUCUUCCUGCCACCCACAAAGCUCCAGCCACCCGCAGCCCCCGCCGCCCCCCUCGCCCCCUCGCCAGACCCACCGGUGCCCAGUAUCACCAGCCAGGAGCCCUCCACCAAGCCCGGCACCAAGUCUCCUCCGCCAUCACCGCCUCCUGCCUACCACCCGCCUCCACCGCCGGCUAAGAAGGUGGAGGCGAGCCCGGAGCCUGCCUGCGAGGCCCCUGCGGAGGCCACCUGGCCCCCGCCACCCCCGCCGGCCCCCGAGGUGCACGACCUGUCCAUGGCGGACUUUCCCCCUCCGGAUGAAGCCUAUUUCUCCAGCCUGCCCCUGCCAGAUGCCGUGCCGGCUCCGGCAGCUGGGCAGAAGCAGGCCCCGAACCCGGAGGCUGCAUCUUCCUCGUUAUCGGCCGCCAUCUCCUCGCGUGUCCAGCAGCAGGACCCUCCAGCCGGGGCAGCGCGGCCGCCGUCCCCCGCCAAGCCUCCCCCCGAGGCCGUCGUGCCCCCGCCGCCUCCUCUCCCCCCACCCUCAGCUCCGGCUCCGCCGCCCCAACCCGGCCUGAAGAAGGCUGCGAACGGCUCCCGGGCGGAUGCCAAGAAGGAGCCGGUGUCACGGAGCAAGAGCGGCCCGGUGCCCAAGGAGGACGCCAGCCUGCCCAUCGUCACGCCCUCGCUGCUGCAGAUGGUGCGGCUGCGCUCCGUCAACGUGGAGCCACCCGCCGGGGCCGGGGCAGGGGCUGGGGCCGAGGAGCGGCUGGUGCCCCAAAAGCCCGUCCGCCGGGCCCUGUCCACGCGGCAGCCCCCUCCUGCCAAAGACGCGGUGCCUUCGAACCAGCUCCACGCCGCCGUGCACCUCAAGGCGGCCGCUUUGUCUGCCGGCGAGGCUGCAGCAGCCUCCGGGCCGGUUGAGAAACCCCCGGGCAGCAAAACGGCUCAGCCCGGCCCCGAGGGGCCGCCCGCGGAUGGGCAGCUCUCCCCCAGGCACAAAUCUCCCACCUCCACUGCCAGCUUCAUCUUCGCCAAGAGCUCCAAGAAGCUGGUGAUCGAGACGCCCUCGUCGCCCGAGGUGCAGGCUGACCUGAAGAGGAACUUGGUGGCUGAGCUGAUGAAUUUCUCCGGGCAGCGCUCGGCGGCCCCGGCCGCUACCCAGCAGGGCCCAGGGAAAUCACAAGCGCUCCGAAAGCCCGGCAAGGUGCCCCCGCCUGUCGCCAAGAAGCCUUCGCUCGGCCCAGGGCCGGCCCCAUCCCCCCUGAGCCCCAAAGCACCCGAGGCUCUGGGCUCCCCCGUGCCGGACGGGAAGGCCAAGGCAGCCCCGGUGGAGGAGAGCAGGACUCAGAGCGAGCCGGCAGCUACGGCCGAGGGCAGGAGCGCUGCAGCCCCGGGCACGGAGCCACCGGCACAAGACAGACGAGGAGAGACAGCCUGAAGGACGGCGCUGCAGGACUCGUGCCCCCGCAGACAGGAAUCCAAAUCUCUCAGGGACCUGGGCAGGUCAACAGACAAGCGUGGAACUGGCAACUAACUUAAUACAGGAAGCAAACAGCCUUAGCCUCCAUGGCCUUGAUGAUAUUUAUGCAAAAAUGGUGUUGGUUUCACUUUUCCUAAGUACUACAGCUUUAUUUUGCAAUUUUUGUUUUAUACUGGACUCCGAGGCCCGCGUUUCAGAGCCAGCACCUCCUCCCUGCCGGGCUGCUGCUUGGUUUGUGCGUGCGGAGCGGAGCAGCCGCGCAGCGAGGAGCGCGAGGGGCCAGAACCCACCGGCGAGGACGCGGGAGGAGGCGCAGCCCUCCUGGAUGGGGCUCGGGGCUGGAGCCGCCCCGCGAGGAAUCAAAGCACUUUGGACAAAGGAACUGGAAGGCUGCGGCCACUGGCAGCCCCCAGGAGGACGCAGGCAGCAGCAGCAGGAGGGGAUGGAGGCGCUGGCUGGGGGGCACCGAGCUCCAAGGGGGGGGGGGUCUCGGCCAGCACCGCUCCCAUCCCAGCAGCUCGCCCCACGGCCGGGCACAGCGGGAGCCUCGCAGCUGCCCCCUGAGUUGGAUGUUCAAGCCCUGGGGAAGAGCCUCAAUUUCUGUUUCUGUAACCUUGGGUCACAGUUUGAUUUCUUUGAUUGUAAAAAAAAAAAAAAAACAAAAAACAAACCAAAACGACCAAAAAAUCCUCUGCUGCUGUGUAGCCGCUCAGAGCUCUGUACCUGGCUGGUAAAGACGAUGACUGAAA
Molecule: messenger RNA, 4817 nt
Organism: Anas platyrhynchos (mallard)
Lineage: Eukaryota; Metazoa; Chordata; Aves; Anseriformes; Anatidae
Gene: NHSL3
Product: NHS like 3
Biological process (GO): cell differentiation
Source: RefSeq, a predicted model, not a curated record